This is a messenger RNA of Penicillium malachiteum, 1341 nucleotides long. RefSeq names its product ankyrin repeat domain-containing protein. Bases 1 to 1341 code for a protein of 446 amino acids. The record is from RefSeq and is a predicted model, not a curated record. The transcript has a single exon. Gene Ontology annotation, molecular function: protein binding. Lineage: Eukaryota; Fungi; Ascomycota; Eurotiomycetes; Eurotiales; Aspergillaceae.
AUGCUUCAUCAACUCCCAGCCGCGCUGCUUUACCAUAUUUGUGCAUAUCUCGACAAGCCCUCCCUAUUCAAUCUAUGCUUCUUCCAUAGAAAAACAUACGCAGUUAUUACAACAGCACUUUGUCAUUGUCUUGGCUCUGUGAGAAUCCCGCCACUCUACUAUGCUGUUUCACAUCAGAGACUGGAUAUUGCAGAACGAUGGAUCCUUCAAUAUGGUGCGAGUUUAGACUCCGAGUACGGUAGAAAGUCAACUCUCCUUCUGGCUAUUAAGCUGAGGUAUCCACAAGCGGUGGCUUUGCUCCUCAAACACAAAGCAUAUGUUGGCUAUUGCUGUGACUUCAGAGGCCGCGGUCUUCUUUCCAUUGCGACUGCCUAUGGUACAGUCACCAUAGUCAGGCAGCUACUCCAGCAACCGGAUAUCGAUGUCAAUAAUCGCUGCUCUGCCGGUAUGACAGCAGUCAUAUAUGCUAUAGAGCACCGCCAGUAUGCUAUUCUUCAACUACUAUUAUUGGAUCCGCGAGUAGAGCUCAACGUGGAGAACAAUGUUAGGCAAACCCCUCUGCAUUUUGCUAUUAGCAAGGAGGACUACUUGUCUGUUCAAAUCCUGGUCCAGAACCAGCGGGUAAAUGUGAACUACCCUAACUUCAGAGGCGACACCCCCCUAUUGUUGGCUGCCCGGAAAUUCAGUGAUCAUAACUCCACCAGACUCGUUGAGUCUCUCCUUCUCAAUUCAGAUCUCAACGUGAAUUACCAGGACUUCAAUGGUCGCACAGCUCUUUGGCAUGCUGUAAGUGGUAGGAAAGAGAGAUUGUUGCGACUUCUUUUACGCCAGAAUGGUCUGAAGCUCAAUACGGCUGAUAGAUCGGGCGUAGCGCCACUAGCUUGUGCAGCCGAGGCUCCGUUUUUCAGCGCUGCCUAUCUCUUGUUGCAACAACCUGGCAUACAGCUCAAUGCACAGUCUCGACGAGUGAUUCCCCCACUGUGGUGCGCAUGCCGUGCAGGGCAGUACCAAAUAGUUCGACUUCUUCUGCGACAAAAGUCAAUCGAUGUCAACCAAAAGAGCCCCACAGGGACGACUCCACUCCAGGUAGCCGUCAUGUUUGGACAUUCUUCCACUGUUUCCCUUCUUCUCCAACACGAUUCUGUUUUAGUAAAUGAGCCUGGCCCUCACAAAUUUACUGCGUUGCUCUUCGCUUCGGCAAACGGGUUACGCGAAAGCGCUGAAAAUCUAUUGCGACAUCCUGAUACUGAUUCUACCACAAUUGAUGACCAAGGACGCACGUCGCUCUGGUGGGCACAGCAUGGAGGACAUUCCGAAAUUGUUCGACUUCUUUCCAGAUAG